CAAAAGUUUAGACAGUUACGAUGCGCUCGACGGCGACCAUGUUCCUGCGUCGAAGUGGACGUGUGUUCUCGACUGCCUCGACCGGCCGUCGCGUGUUGUGCUCGCUGCAGGAGCUACGAAACCUGCAGGGCAAAGGCCUCAAGUUUCCGUUACACCCUCCAGAGCCGAAGGAAGCGACACCAAAGACCGACACGAAGCCUCGUCGUCGACGAGACCUGCUGACAACCGGAUUCGUGUUUUACAACGAGAAGACGCAACAACCUCGAGCCUUUAUCAACAGGUGUCCCCACGCGAUGCUGGAGCUCGACUUUGACGACAGCGAUUUCUUCUGCGAAGGCUUCAUCCAUUGUAAAGUCCACGCAGCGUUCUUUGAUCCAGAUACAGGAAUUUGCCUUCAAGGCCCCAUUUCAUCACGGAAAGCUUUGAGAGGUCUGGAUGAGCUUCGAAUGGAAGUAGAUGGAGAGGAUGUUGUAUUACUGGCUGAACAAGCCAAGGCGAGAUUUACCUCCAUGCCUGCUUACGACAGUCAGGAGCCGGAGGCCUAUAAGCGCGAGAAGCAGCGAGAACUGGCGGAGGCACUUUCGAAGCGCUCGGAUAUGUCGGAGGUGGAGGAGAUGCAACUGCGGUUGCACGAGAAGACGAUGGCGCGGUUGGAGAAGUACGGGCAGAUGAGUAAACCAGCGCGUAAACCGAAGAAAUAGCACGAGCGAAGCCAAGCUUUCUAAUAGUACACGAGCUAGCCCCGCUUACAAACUAC
Messenger RNA from Phytophthora nicotianae INRA-310, 757 nucleotides. RefSeq lists its product as hypothetical. Lineage: Eukaryota; Oomycota; Peronosporomycetes; Peronosporales; Peronosporaceae. Gene Ontology annotation, molecular function: 2 iron, 2 sulfur cluster binding. The record is from RefSeq and is a predicted model, not a curated record. The transcript has 3 exons. Bases 21 to 701 code for a protein of 226 amino acids.